This is a messenger RNA of Hyla sarda, 2663 nucleotides long. RefSeq names its product DEAD-box helicase 27 (gene DDX27). Gene Ontology annotation, molecular function: nucleic acid binding; RNA helicase activity; ATP binding. The transcript has 21 exons. The record is from RefSeq and is a predicted model, not a curated record. NCBI's taxonomy places the organism in Eukaryota, Metazoa, Chordata, Amphibia, Anura, Hylidae. The coding region runs from base 145 to 2418 and encodes 757 amino acids.
CGUGUAACCAUCUACUUCCGGUAGUGAGGAGGUGACGGCGCUCGACCACUUCCGGGUCACAAGGUUGUACACACGUGUGUAGACCUGGGGGAUAAGCAGACAGAACGGAGCGGCGAUAAUCGGGGCAAUCGGAUCGGAGGAGACAUGGCAGGCGGCAAGAAGAUGUUGGCCGAUCUGGAUCUUAUCGGAACCAUCGAAGAUGAUGAUGAUGUCCCAGAGGAGCCCGAGUCUGAGGAGGAGGACGAGGAUCAACCCAUUGUCCUUGGGAAGAAGAAGCAGAACGCCGCUAAAAGCAGCGGUGACUUCAACUCCGGCUUUUUCUUCGGUGAGCGGGAUGGCCAGGCUGAUGACAGCUGGAUAAUGGACGACGUUAUGAAGCAGCUGAAGAAGAGAGUCGCCACCAGUCUGGAUGAGAAAAUUGAGACCGUCAGAAAGAGGAGGAAGAACCAGGAGAAAGAGGUUUCUAAAAUAUCCGAGACAGAGGAGGAAGUAAAGAGCGAGGAGGAGGAGGAUGAGGAGAAGGAGGAGGAGAAGGAGGCCUCCGAAAGUGAGGGGAGUGAAGAAGAGUUCUCCUCGGAAGAAGAGGCCGUGCUGACCAAGGCUGACACGCUGAGGGUAAAGGAGAAGAAAAAGAAGAAAUCUGCAGGGAAAUCUGGAUUUUUCGAAGAUGCUUCUCAGUACGAUGAAAAUUUGACUUUCCAAGACAUGAACUUGUCCCGACCUCUGCUUAAGGCAAUUUCUGCCAUGAGCUUCACACAGCCCACCCCUAUCCAGAAGGCCUGUAUCCCUGUGGGGCUUCUGGGAAGAGAUAUCUGUGCCUGCGCUGCUACCGGGACAGGAAAAACCGCCGCUUUCAUGCUUCCAGUCCUGGAGCGUCUGAUCUACAAGCCGCGGGAGGCUCCCAUAAGCCGCGUUCUAGUUUUGGUCCCGACUCGUGAGCUCGGCAUCCAGGUCCAUGCGGUCACCAAACAGCUCGCCCAGUUCACAGAGGUUACGUGCUGCCUAUCUGUGGGUGGUCUGGAUGUGAAAUCUCAGGAGGCGGCCCUACGAGCCGGACCGGAUAUUCUUAUUGCCACACCCGGAAGACUUAUCGACCAUCUGCACAACUGCCCCUCAUUCAGCCUCGAUGCGAUUGAAGUUCUCAUUCUGGAUGAAGCCGACCGGAUGCUGGAUGAGUACUUUGAAGAACAGAUGAAGGAGAUCAUCAGACUUUGCUCCCAUCAGCGACAGACUUUGCUUUUCUCAGCAACUAUGUCCGAGGAGGUUCAGGAUUUGGCCUCUGUGUCCCUGAAGAAUCCAGUGAAAAUCUUUGUGAAUAGUAACACUGAUGUCGCACCUUUCCUACGCCAAGAGUUUGUUAGGAUCCGACCCAAUCGGGAGGGGGACCGGGAAGCAAUCGCAUCUGCCCUUCUCACCCGGACCUUUCAGGACCAUGUCAUGCUGUUCACUCAGACCAAGAAACAAGCACACCGUAUGCAUAUCCUCCUGGGGCUAAUGGGACUCCGAGUCGGGGAACUUCAUGGGAACCUCUCCCAGACGCAGCGUUUAGAGUCCCUCCGGCGGUUUAAAGAUGAACAGAUUGAUAUUCUGGUGGCUACUGACGUAGCUGCUAGAGGGUUGGAUAUCCACGGCGUGAAGACGGUUAUCAACCUCACCAUGCCAGCCACGGCGAAGCAUUACGUGCACAGAGUGGGCCGCACCGCGCGUGCCGGUAAGGCGGGCCGCUCCGUAUCCCUGGUCGGGGAAGAAGAACGGAGGAUUUUAAAGGAGAUUGUUAAAAAAGCUCAGGCCCCGGUAAAAGCCAGAAUCCUCCCCCAAGAUGUCAUUUCGAAAUUUCGGGAAAAAAUUAAAAAUUUGGAGAAGGAAAUCUAUGCCGUGCUACAGCUGGAGAGAGAGGAAAAGGACAUUCAGAAAUCUGAGGCCCAGAUAAGUUCGGCACAGAGGAAGUUAGAUCCAGGGUCUGAACCUGAUCGUAUGGAAAGAAGCUGGUUCCAAACCAAGGAAGAGAGGAAGAAAGAAAAAUUGUCCCACGCUCUUCAGGAGUUCGAUCUGGCUUUGAGAGGAAAGAAAAAGAGGAAGAAAUUCAUGGAAAAUACAAAAAAGAAGGGAGAACUGACACCAGAGGAACGAUCUCAGUUUGAGGUGCUGAAGGCUCAGAUGUACGCCGAGCGAGCGGCCAAGAGAGAUCGCAAACCGAAGAGGGCGAGGGCCAUGCCUCCGGAUGAGGAGCCUGCAGCCAAGCCUUCAAAGGCCAAGAAGCAGAAGAAGAACACCGUGUUUGAUGAAGAAUUAACCAACACAAGUCGUAAAGCCUUGAAAAAGUUCAGAGCAGGACCAUCAUUUGAGGACAGGAAAAGGCUGGGAAUUCAACACAAAAAAGGCAACUUUAAGUCCAAAUCUCGGUAUCGCAGGAAAUGAUUGUACUGGUGCGGAGUCAUUGGAGAGACCCACUUGCACAGCAUUUUGACUUACGGCGCUGUUCGCCUAGGACUUUAUUGAAAGGAAGAGAUUGUGCCUGGAAUAUAAAGUAUCUUUGUGGAAGAGAAUGGACUUUGAGGAUUGUGUUCUGCUUAUACUUUUAUGAUAAAAAACAUUUUUAUAAUUAAUCAUCUUUGGCAAUGCUUGUGUUAGAGAAUCAGGGUUAUGCUCGUUUUUGGGUGGUC